This is a messenger RNA of Acanthopagrus latus (yellowfin seabream), 4627 nucleotides long. It is a transcript of the gene sema3aa, whose product is annotated as sema domain, immunoglobulin domain (Ig), short basic domain, secreted, (semaphorin) 3Aa. The record is from RefSeq and is a predicted model, not a curated record. Gene Ontology annotation, molecular function: neuropilin binding; semaphorin receptor binding; chemorepellent activity. Gene Ontology annotation, biological process: negative regulation of axon extension involved in axon guidance; motor neuron axon guidance; positive regulation of neuron migration. NCBI's taxonomy places the organism in Eukaryota, Metazoa, Chordata, Actinopteri, Spariformes, Sparidae. The transcript has 18 exons. The coding region runs from base 250 to 2730 and encodes 826 amino acids.
GAUGCUCGGCAGAUGUUACAGCAUGACAGUGGAAUACCAUCGGGAGAGGAUGGUGAUAAAUGAACAGGCUGCUGAUGAACCACAGGAAUCACCCCUGCGAGAGGACAAGGAUGACUGACUGUGGCACCCUUAUGGAUCACUGUGCCAGAAGGGAAUGAAGAGGAGGGAGGAGUUGGUUUCAUAAUGGGAGGCAGGCGGUAUAUCUGCUCCAGAUGUGUGUUGACACACUGUCAAGUUGUUUGAUCAGAGAUGUUAGAGUCCAGUAACCUCGUCACCUUCAACGGCCUGGCCAACAGCUCGAGCUACGACGCGUUCCUAUUGGAUGAGGAGCGAGGGAGGCUACUGGUCGGAGCCGAGGACCACCUCUUCUCAUUCGACCUCGUCAACAUCAACAGAGACAUGAAACAGAUUGCGUGGCCCGCCACCCCCUCCAAGAGGGACGAAUGCAAGUGGGCAGGGAAAGACUUUGGGAAAGAGUGUAAUAACUUCAUCCGGGUCCUCCAGCCCUACAACCAGACCCAUCUGUACAUCUGUGGCACAGGAGCCUUCCACCCCAUCUGUGCUUUUCUGGAAAUGGGCAAGAGGGCAGAGGACAACAUCUUUCGACUGGCCUCGCAUUUCGAGAACGGCCGCGGGAAAAGCCCCUACGACCCCAAGAUGCUCUCGGCCUCACUUCUGAUCGAUGGAGAGCUGUACUCUGGCACAUCUGCUGAUUUCAUGGGAAGGGACUUUGCUAUUUUCCGUACCCUGGGAGAUCAUCAUCCAAUCAGAACGGAGCAGCAUGAUUCAAGAUGGCUGAAUGACCCCAGGUUCAUCGGCGUGAACUUGAUCCCAGAGAGCGACAACCCCGAAGACGACAAGAUCUUCCUGUUUUUCAAGGAGAACGCCAUGGACGGAGAGCACACUGGCAAGGCUACCAUCGCCAGGAUAGGACAACUGUGUAAGAAUGACAUGGGAGGUCACAGGAGUCUGGUGAACAAGUGGACCACGUUCCUCAAGGCCCGGCUCAUGUGUUCAGUGCCGGGGGUCAACGGCAUUGACACACACUUCGACGAGCUGCAGGACGUGUUUCUGAUGAGCUCCAAGGACCCGAAGAAUCCAGUUAUCUACGCUGUAUUCACCACAUCCAGUAACAUCUUUAAAGGCUCAGCAGUAUGUAUGUACAACAUGGCGGACAUCAGGAGGGUCUUCCUGGGGCCCUACGCUCAUCGAGAUGGACCCAACUACCAGUGGGUGCCUUUCCAAGGGAGGGUGCCCUACCCCCGCCCCGGCACUUGUCCCAGUAAGACAUUCGGCGGAUUCGACUCCACCAAGGACCUCCCUGAUGAUGUCAUCACCUUUGCCAGGGGUCACCCAGCCAUGUACAACCCAGUGAACCCAAUAGGCGGGCGUCCCAUCAUGGUGCGGACGGACGUGGACUACCAGUUCUCCCAGCUGGUGGUGGACAGAGUGGAGGCGGAGGACGGGCAGUAUGAUGUCAUGUUCAUCGGGACAGACGUGGGCACAGUGCUGAAGGUGGUGACGAUCCCCAGAGAGAGCUGGCAUGACCUGGAGGAGGUGGUGCUGGAGGAGAUGACUGUCUUCAGGGAACCCACUCCCAUUACGGCCAUGGAGCUGUCCACCAAGCAGCAACAGCUGUACCUUGGCUCGGCCCUGGGCGUAUCGCAGAUGUCUUUACAUCGUUGCGAGGUGUAUGGGAAAGCCUGCGCAGAGUGCUGCCUGGCCAGAGACCCUUACUGCGCCUGGGACGGCACUGAGUGCUCCAGAUACUUUCCUACCGCCAAGAGGCGAACUAGACGACAGGACAUCAGAAACGGAGACCCGCUGUCUCAGUGUUCAGACCUUCAGCAUCAUGAAGACACGGACGGCCUCGGAGGCAGCGUGGAGGACCGGAGCGUGUACGGCGUGGAGAACAGCAGCAUGUUCCUGGAGUGCAGCCCCAAGUCUCAGAGGGCGCUCAUCUACUGGCAGCUGCAGAAGCCCAACGACGACCGCAGGCACGAGAUCAAGCUCGAUGACCGGGUGCUCCGUACAGACCAGGGCCUGCUCAUCCGGAGUCUGGCCCAGUCCGACACGGGUGUCUACCACUGCCAGGCCGUCGAACACGGCUUCAUUCAGCCUCUGCUGCACCUCAACCUCCAGGUUAUCCCCGCCCAGAAGCUCGGCGACAUCCUACCUGGGCUCCCCGGUGCGGUGGGCGGGGUCGGACACUCUCCCAAACACCGGCUGUGGUACCGCGACUUCCUCUCCCUCCUGGACCACCCGGACCUCAACAGCGUGGAGGAGUUCUGCGAUCGAGUUUGGAAGAAGGAGCGCAAACAGAAGAGGGUGAAGACGCCGAACAGCAACGGUCAGACUAGACCUGAGAGCACCGGUGGCACCAACUCUGCGUUACAGCCUAAAGCUCCAAACACCCAGAAGCAGCAGGCCAGUCCACCACAGAGCAGGCCAUGGCAGCAGGCCGGAGCUCCGACAGUGGACGGGCCGGCACGGGGCCAGAACACCCAGAGAGCUCAACAGAAUCUGGGCUUGUUGAACGGCCAGGCUCCUAAAAACAACCAGAAGACGCAAAGCGGUCAGAAGGGGCAGGGCGGCGCGGCCGGCUCUCAGGUCGUAGGGGGGUCUCGGGCGAGCAGCCAGCACGCGGCCAAGUGGAGACGGAUGCAGGACAAUAAGAAGGGACGCAACAGGAGGACCCAUGAGCUUCAGAGACCUCCACGUAGCGUUUGAGGGAGAAAACAAAAAGCACAGAGAUGAUGCAACCUGAUCGAUACACAAGCACAAAAACCAUCCACACAUGUCUACACAAACACAUUCUAUAGAUUCAGUGACCUCGCUAUCACAGCAGCAGAACAAAACCCAUAAAAAAAGACACAGCAACACACGCUCCUAGGUAGAAAUACAUAACAACAAUAAAGCUGUCAUGGACACAUACACAAAAGUACCUGUGAAGAGGAACAGAGGACUGAGAAACUGGAAUGCAUAAUGUAAAUGUGUGAGGACGCUGCCUGGCAGACACUCCAGCCUCCUGUACAUAAGCUACUAAAAAUAAGACUGGGACGGAAAGAAAAAUGUUACGUGAGGUGUUUGUUGGUGAGCAGACAGACUUAAUGCCAAGAGACACGAACAGACGCGCAGACAUUUAUGGAUUUACGGCAUCCUGCCGUCCCCUCUUUGACCUGAGCAUGUGAACUGCAAGAUAAUGUACAUGGAAUUAAAAAAAGACUCUUAUUUUGGAGGAACUGUUUGAGGGGGGAAAAGGAGCAAGUCGAGACAGACAAACAGCUGCCCUUACAGGAGAAAAAAGGGAAAAGGGUUGCGAUUCAACCUCGAGGCGUGCACAGCUUUGCACCGGUGGCCCUCACAUUGUUAGACGCAUUAUUACAUGCAAAAAAACUGCAAAAAGUCAUGGCACAGUGGGGAGAUCGCGCCUCGCCAUAACAUUCUCCACCCCGAGGCUGGAAAAAAGCAUCGUGCAUGUUGUUGUCAUCAAUGUAAUAAGCUAGUUAUUUUAUGGAAUUCUAGAGGCUUUUUUUUUUUCUUUUUUUUUUAAACACCCUACCUAAAAAGAAAAAAAAAGUUACAUUUUUUCUUUUGUAUUUACUUUUCCUUUUCCAGACCGGUGCUUCUGUUUUUUUGUUUUUUUUUUUGCGAGGCAAAAAAAAAAAAAAGGAAAAAAAAGUCACAACAUGGUAGUCUCAUUGUGCAUUAUCCCCUUCUGCUCUCUGGAGGACUUCUGUGUAAGUUAUUAUGUUUGUCGCUUAUUUCUGGGAAUUUCUAGAAAUCUGGGCACAAAUUUCCAGUAGUAGGCAAACGCUAAAAAAAAGCCAGUCUGAAAACUAGACUGCCAGUUGUUUUUGUGUACAUAUAUACAACAAACUUAACUCUCUGUGUAUAUACAGUACAUAUACAGUACAAGAACACCACUUGAUUAUUAUUUAUUUCUCAUUGUUUUGUGAAAGGGUUGCAUUUAUUUUUGAUAUUAUGGUAUUUCAGGCUCAUCAAUAUAUUGGAGAAAAUCAACGGCAACAUGAAAACUUUCGAUGGACCAACUGGGUGAAAUCGUGUCCCCCCAUAUGUGGACGAAAGGGGUCGAACUGGAGCACGAGUACAACGAUAAGCACAAUUUUGUCUUCUUUUUUUUUUUUCCCUUUCUCCCACAUCCAUCCGACACGUCUUCAUUCAUCCAGUAGCCAUUACGUGUAAGAUAAUUCCCCAAUCUGAAAAAAAAAACAAAAAAACAUUAGCUGUGAAUCUCUGUAAGAAAAUAGUGGAGAAAAAUGUUAAAUCUAGUCUGAAGGAGAAGACACGUUAUACUUGCAUGUGAAUGCUACCUACAGUAAGUGCAUCUUUUUUAUCGUCUCUUUACGUGUUUUGUGUGAGAGGUUCCCUUAAAGCAAGGUGUGAACUACUUCUGUCCUUUUCGCCAAAACAGUGAUAUUAACAACUCGCGAUACUCCGGCCGAAGCUGUGUAAGAUCCAGGCUCCCUUAAUCUUCGACUCAACAGUGGUAUCCCCCCCGUCUCCCCCCGUCUCCCCCUGUCUCCCUCUGUCCCCUUAAUACAUGACAAGAGUAAUGUGUCAAUGCAAUAAAUUAGAGCAGAUCGUGUUCUCUGCAAACACUCCA